Salpingoeca rosetta is the source of this 3647-nucleotide messenger RNA. RefSeq lists its product as uncharacterized. Lineage: Eukaryota; Choanoflagellata; Craspedida; Salpingoecidae. The record is from RefSeq and is a predicted model, not a curated record. Bases 1 to 3252 code for a protein of 1083 amino acids. The transcript is spliced from 2 exons. Gene Ontology annotation, biological process: DNA integration. Gene Ontology annotation, molecular function: zinc ion binding; nucleic acid binding.
AUGAAUCAGUUCAAGCACCAAGACAACCCCAUGGGGAAAGUACCCGUGUUCAACGGAGUCAACAUGCGCUACAGUGUGUGGGCCAUGAGAGUCCGAAACUACAUGUUGGAGAGAGACUGCUGGCUGGCAGUAUCAGAAGGAGACAACGAUGAAGAGUACGAGCGGAUGAUACGGAGCCUCAGUGAAAGCCAGCAAGCCCAGUACAGGCAGAUGUAUGGAAGGGCCAUGGGUAUCAUCGGCAACGCAGUAGGCGGAGCACUUACCAAGAUCGUGUCAGGGCCGACCAUUCGCGGAGACCCACGCAAGGCAUGGUUCGCUCUCAAGCAACUGUACGACCGCCGAGACGACGAGGAGAUCUCCAGACUCAGUGCAAGCAUCUUCGCGAGGACCUGGGGCAAGGACGACAACGUGCAGACAGUCAUGGGCGAUGUCAUCGACGCGUAUGACGAAAUCACAGCAGCACAAGGAGUACUGAGCGAGUCCAUGGUGGUGAAUCACGUCCUCAACAUCCUCCCAGACAAGUACAGGAACGUAGCGCAGAUCAUCCGCGUUACCCAGAGACAGCUCGACCUGAGAGAACUCCUGAAGAUGCUUCUAUUGGAACAAGCGAGGGCAAGGACGAAGACGCAGUCACAGCAUCAACCACUCAUCGCCUACGCACAGAAAGGCGAUGCCAGGAAGGAUAAGAGACGAUGCUGGAACUGCGAUAAACCAGGCCACCUCAGCAAGGACUGCAGAUCAAGAAAGAAGAAAACCCCCGGGCACGGACGAAAACCACGCAGAGACCAAGACAGGACAAGGCAGUACCGGCAUGAGAAGACCUUCAAACUGGCAGAGACAGCACAUGUGACGUCCACAGCAGCGGCAGGAGACAACGGGUGGCUGGUGGACAGUGGUGCGACAACACACGUCUCAUCAGUACGUGACGAUUUUCUCACCUUGAGUGAAGAAUCCGUCGACGUAACCCUGGCAGAUGGGUCAACGGUUACAGCAACGGGCCGUGGUACAGUGAGACUGCAGACCAGCGCAGGGGCAGUGACGAUGACAGAUGUCCUGUACCUGCCCCGUGGGCAGGCACGCAUUAUCAGCAUGGGUAAAAUCAUGGAGAAAGGAAACGACGUUUACAGCAAGGCAGGGUCGCUGUACAUCACCUUUCCCGAUCGAACGCAGAUACAGCUCCAGAAGAGGGAUGAGCUGUACUUUCUGCCUCAGACGACAACAUCAGCGACAACCGCUGCAGCAGUCCAGGAGAACACGGCGACAUCAGCAACAACGGCCACAGCAAUCCAUGAGAAUAUGGGACACAGGGCAUGUGAUCCCUGCAUCAAGGGAAAGAUGCGGAACGCCAACAGCAAGAAGUUCUCCGGCAACAGCAACAACAGCUACAAGCCAGGUGAAAUGCUGUGUGCAGACCUGACAGGACCACACCCUCCUACGCUUACCGGCGGCAGAUUUGCGGUCGUGCUCCUUGACGUCGCAACCCAGUACAGCAGCGUCGGACUCAUGGCAACGAAGAAGGACCUGGCCAACACCUUGGACAGCAUGCUGAUGACAUUGCCCCGGGCAAUGGGCAUAGGACACAGAGUGAACACACUGAAGACGGACAACGAGCCACUUUUCUCGACACCUGCUAUGCUGAAAGUGCUACACAAGCACAAACUCGACAUGCGGCAUUCUCCCCCGUACCGACCAGAGAAGAACGGAGACGUCGAACGGCACAUCCAGACUCUCACGUCCACAGCACGCACCCUGCUGAUCGACGCGCGCCUUCCGACCGAGUUUUGGGGCUGUGCCCUUCUGCACGCGUCCCAUGUGCACAAUCACCUGAAGCCACUCCAGCGGCUGAAACUACAUCCAGUGGUGCAAGACAUGAAGCAGUUCGGCGUCACGGCGUACGUCAGAGAUCGCAACGGUGACAAAUGGAGGCCAAGAACAUGGACCGGCAUCUACGUCGGGUUCAACCCACAGUGCAGGGCACACAAGAUCUACAACCCCGAGUCACACAACGUCAUCAGCACUUACGACGUUCGCUUCCUGACAAUGGAAGAAUCCUGGUUAAGGCCCGUUCUUCACCAGAGGGAAGACUUUUUGCCUCCCUCUCUGGACCUGGCACAAAGGCCGUUACCAUCAACCACAACAACGACCACGCAUGAGCCAGUGAUGACGCAGCAACAACAGACGCAUGAGCCAGUGAUGACGCAGCAACAACGGAUGCAUCAGCCAGUGCAGAUACAACGACAACCUCAACGAGAGAAGCAGAAGCAGGCUCGUCGGGUGAGGAAGCAACCACAACAGCAAACAACGCACCGAAAGCAGACGUCACCAGUCCAGUCGCUGCCACCGCAGCAGACGACACCAGUCCAGGCGCUGCCACCGCAGCAGACGACACCAGUCCAGUCGCUGCCACCACAGCAGACGUCAGUCCAGACUCUGCCAACGCAGCACAAACAGGCGUCAGAACCACCACAGCAGCUGACACAAACGACGCAGCCACCACAGCAGGUGCAGCACAUGACGCAGCCACCACAGCAGGUGCAGCACAUGACGCCAACAACGUCCGACCAAGGGCCGCGCAGGUCCGCACGAAUUCGCGCGCAGCAGCAGAAGACGACUGCAGCCAAAGCAACAGCAGCUCAGGCGCGCGCGGGGUUCGAAGAGGCGGAGAGAAGUGAGAUGGACAGCCUGAGAAGACAUGGCGUCCUAGAACGUGUUGAGGAGAAGGGAUGUUGCGGUUAUGACACGACAGCACAAUUGUCUGACCUAGAAAAAGGUCAACAGUUUCCGACAGCACAAAUUGUGACCUACGUCGAUGCCUCCUUUGCCAUGGACGCGGGCCGGCGCUCGCGCUCCGGCAUCGUCAUCUGCGUCAACAACAUGCCUGUGUAUUGGCGCUCCAGCAAGCAGACGAUCACGGCACUCUCCGCAGCAGAAGCUGAAUACUCUGCUAUCACCGAGGGCAUCAAGCACACCAUUCACGUGAGAGACCAGCUUGACGAAAUGAUGAUCAAGCACAGCACUCCAGUCAUCCUCACCGAUUCGAUGUCUGCCAUACACAUGGCAAACUCCGACAAGAUUCAGGAACGCACCAAGCACUUGGGCAUACGCAUGCAGUUCACACGCGACCACGUACGGAAGCAGACCGUCGAGCUGCAGCACGUGCCCUCUGGUGACCAAGUCGCUGACAUGCUGACCAAACCCUUGCACAAGGGUGCGUUCCACCGACUGGUGCAGAAGAUUAUGCAUCACGAAUGAACCAACCACCACGAUCAAGAUUCUCCCAAGGCGCAUCCAUUCAGGAGGGUGUGUCAGCGGAAAUUCCCGAUGACAUGUUUGUGUGUAUGAGUGAGUGUGAACGAAUGCGUUGUCUUGACGUGUGGGAACACCAUGAUUUCACCAUGGUCUGACUUUGUGAAAGACCCUCUUUGUUUGUCCCUCUAUCAGGUGAUCUCCUGAUACACAAUGUGUGAAUGUACACGUGUCACUUUAAUAGUGUAUACGUGUACCCUCUUCCUCUAUCAUAUGCGUGAUAUGUACUGCAUGGUGUUCAUUCUCUUCUGUCCCCGAUUCCAACGACACCACUGCGUGGGUUGUCUACCAAGGUUUACUUCAGCUGUGAAAGCUCUCAAUACAAGUCUCAGGGAAAACGC